UGUGUGGGUAAUCAGGAUUCGGAAUUUGGACAUAAAUAUGGGCGAAUCAAAGAAGCAGUUCGAGGAUUUUAGAGUGAAAGGAUGUGUAUGUGCACCAUUUACAUUACUUAAAGAUGACGGUGAAAUUAACUUUGAUGGCUUCGAAGAGUAUGCAAAAUAUCUUGUUAGUCAGAAGUUCACGUAUCUUUUCGUGAAUGGAACAUUGGCAGAAGGGUUAUCUAUGACACAAGAAGAGAGAAAAAAGACAGCAGAGGCAUGGGUUAAAGUAGCGAAAGGAAGGUUUGGAAUUAUUCUUCAUAUUGGAACUAACAAUUAUAAAGAUUCUCAAGAGCUGGCUCGGCAUGCAGAGAAGAUUGGGGUUGACGCAAUAGCAUGUUUUGCGCCAUCUUUCUACAAACCUGACUCAGUGGAGAAACUAGUAGAGUAUAUUUCCAAAGUAGCUUCGGCAGCACCAAAAACACCAUUCUUCUACUACUGUAUCAAUUUCUUCACUGGUAUUUAUUUGAAUGACGCAAAAUUCCUGGAGCUCGCAGAAAGUAAAAUUCCGAACCUUGUUGGUUUAAAACAUUCAUCGAGAGAACUUCCCAAUGCUCACCGAUGUAUGAUGGUUAAUCCAAAGAAGUUCCAGGUCAUGAUAGGGUCAGAUGUGCAACUGCUUACUAGUCUUUCACUAGGAAUAGAAGUACCAGUUAUAGCAUCAUUUCUGGGACAGUUAUUUGACAAUAUGAAGACGGCUUUCGAUAAAGUUGACAUGAAAACAGCAAGUAAAUAUCAGUGUCAAGCACAAGAAAUCAACACAAUACGAUCAGAAUUUGGUGCAGGCAUAAAUGUAGCGAAAGCAAUGUUUAACAUAGUUUCUGGGCUUAAUGCUGGACCUGUACGACUGCCACUCAGCGACUUAAGUCAGGAACAUAAACAACAGUUAAAGGAAAAACUUGAUGCCACUGGAAUAUUUAAAUAAUAUAGAGUAGAAAUGCAAAACAAAGAGGUAUCCAGAAGUCUAUUAGUUUCUAUGAACUAUCGAUAGAAAAGAAUUAUAAUAUACAGCCUUAAGAUAAACAAAUUAUCUGUUCAAAAUAAAUUAACUGUACAUUGAUGUGAUUGUUUUAGUACCACACAACUUAUUUUACUGUCAUAACAAUGUUUGGUGUAAAUUUUUAUUACCAAUAAUACUGGCUGCACAAAAAAUAAAAACAUACGCUGAA
This is a messenger RNA of Mytilus californianus (California mussel), 1205 nucleotides long. Its product is annotated as N-acetylneuraminate lyase-like. The transcript has 11 exons. The record is from RefSeq and is a predicted model, not a curated record. Gene Ontology annotation, biological process: N-acetylneuraminate catabolic process. The coding region runs from base 38 to 961 and encodes 307 amino acids. Gene Ontology annotation, molecular function: 4-hydroxy-tetrahydrodipicolinate synthase activity; N-acetylneuraminate lyase activity. NCBI's taxonomy places the organism in Eukaryota, Metazoa, Mollusca, Bivalvia, Mytilida, Mytilidae.